This is a messenger RNA of Propithecus coquereli (Coquerel's sifaka), 3562 nucleotides long. RefSeq names its product topoisomerase (DNA) III beta (gene TOP3B). Lineage: Eukaryota; Metazoa; Chordata; Mammalia; Primates; Indriidae. The record is from RefSeq and is a predicted model, not a curated record. Gene Ontology annotation, biological process: DNA topological change. The transcript has 18 exons. Gene Ontology annotation, cellular component: nucleus. Gene Ontology annotation, molecular function: DNA binding; DNA topoisomerase type I (single strand cut, ATP-independent) activity. The coding region runs from base 878 to 3466 and encodes 862 amino acids.
UGAAAUAUGAGUCUAACUUUACUUUUUUCCCCAGAAGCGUGCCAGGUUGUCUCAGUACAAGCCUUUUUUUAAAUAUAAUGCUAUGCUUAUAAACACCAGUGCUGUGUUUAUAAUGAUCAAAAAGACAGAAAGGGUUCAUAUGGUUUUCUUUUACUCAGCCAGCAGGUAUGAAAUGUGUGCCAGGCAGCGAAAGCUGUUGCAAAUGCCGUCAGUGAUUCAGAUGUGAAGCCUCGUGUGUCCUGUUGGGGGUGAGGCAGUCACUGGCCAUGGCGUGGUGUGCAUUCAGUCGGAACAGAGACGUAGGACGAGAGCUGUGGGCACAGGAGAGGCCAGCUCAUCCUGCCAGGGGUGUUGGGAGAGCUCCAUAAAGGAGGGUCAGCGCCUGAGCCGGGCCUGUGGGCAGUCCAGCUGUACCCUCCAGGCCUCGGGGAAUACUUCUGGCAAGGGGACGUAGGCACAGAGGCUUCAAAUGUAUUUUUCCUUAGGUGAUGGUGUCCAAUUUAAUUUGGCCAGAGCAUGGCCUGCAGAGUGAGAGGUAGAGUGGGGAAGGCAGGAAAGUAGACAUGAAGGGCCCCUUGACCUCUGUUGGGGACUGGACGACCAGCCCGGGGAGGAGAUCCAGGGAUCCACCUGCCCCUGCCGUCAGUCCAGGUACAUAGGCCCCAGCAUCUUCCCAGCGUGGAUUUAAGGACAAAAUUGACCUGAGAUCAUUGGGGCCACUUCAGCUUCCCCCAAGUGAAGCCAGAUUCCCAGUGGAUGACUGAGCCACUUCAGUUGACCUGGAGUCACACUGACUGUAGCGCUGGGCUGCAGAAGAGCAGUUUCUGAAUUUUUCGUUGCCGUUGUCCUGAAGCUGGAGUGUGAGGGCCGAGGGAAGAUGAAGACUGUGCUCAUGGUUGCAGAAAAGCCAUCCUUGGCGCAGUCCAUUGCCAAAAUCCUCUCUCGAGGGAGCAUGUCCUCACACAAAGGGCUGAACGGGGCCUGCUCAGUCCACGAGUACACAGGGACCUUCGCUGGCCAGCCGGUGUGCUUCAAGAUGACGUCCGUCUGUGGUCAUGUGAUGACCCUGGAUUUCCUGGGAAAGUACAACAAGUGGGACAAGGUGGACCCCGCAGAGCUGUUCAGCCAAGCUCCGACAGAGAAGAAGGAAGCUAACCCCAAGCUGAACAUGGUGAAGUUCCUGCAGGUGGAGGGCAGAGGCUGCGAUUACAUCGUGCUGUGGCUGGACUGCGACAAGGAAGGGGAGAACAUUUGCUUUGAGGUCCUUGAUGCUGUUCUGCCUGUCAUGAACAAGACCCACAGUGGAGAGAAGACAGUGUUCCGGGCUAGGUUCAGCUCCAUCACAGACACGGACAUCUGCAACGCCAUGGCCCGCCUGGGCGAGCCUGACCACAACGAGGCACUCUCGGUGGACGCCCGCCAGGAGCUGGACCUGCGCAUCGGCUGUGCGUUCACCAGGUUUCAGACUAAAUAUUUCCAGGGGAAAUACGGUGACUUAGACAGCUCUCUCAUCUCCUUCGGGCCAUGUCAGACUCCCACCCUGGGAUUCUGUGUGGAGAGACAUGAUAAAAUCCAGUCCUUCAAACCGGAGACCUACUGGGUGCUGCAGGCCAAGGUUAACACUGAUAAAGACAGAUCUCUCCUGUUGGACUGGGACCGAGUGAGAGUGUUCGACCGAGAGAUCGCACAGAUGUUUUUGAAUUUGACAAAGCAGGAGAAGGAAGCCCAGGUGGAGGCCACAAGCAAGAAAGAAAAGGCCAAGCAGAGGCCCCUGGCCCUGAACACUGUGGAGAUGCUGCGUGUGGCCAGCUCUUCUCUGGGCAUGGGGCCGCAGCACGCCAUGCAGACAGCUGAGCGGCUCUACAUGCAAGGCUACAUCAGCUACCCGCGGACAGAGACCACCCACUACCCCGAAAACUUCGACCUGAAGGGCUCUUUGCGACAGCAGGCCAGCCACCCUUACUGGGCCGACACAGUAAAGCGGUUAUUAGCGGAAGGUAUCAACCGUCCACGGAAAGGCCACGAUGCCGGUGACCAUCCCCCCAUCACUCCCAUGAGGUCGGCCACGGAGGCCGAAUUAGGGGGUGAUGCAUGGCGGCUCUACGAAUAUAUCACCAGACACUUCAUCGCCACGGUCAGCCACGACUGCAAGUACCUGCAGAGCACCAUCUCCUUCAGGAUCGGGCCUGAGCUCUUCACCUGCUCAGGGAGGACCGUCAUCUCCCCAGGCUUCACAGAGAUCAUGCCCUGGCAGAGCGUGCCCCUGGAGGAGAGUCUGCCCACCUGCCAGAGGGGCGACACCUUCCCUGUGGGCGAGGUGAAGGUACUGGAGAAGCAGACGAGUCCGCCUGACUACCUGACGGAGGCCGAGCUCAUCACGCUCAUGGAGAAGCACGGCAUCGGCACAGAUGCCAGCAUCCCCGUGCACAUCAACAACAUCUGCCAGCGCAACUAUGUCACCGUGGAGAGUGGGCGCCGGCUGAAGCCCACCAACCUGGGCAUCGUCCUGGUGCACGGCUACUACAAGAUCGACGCCGAGCUGGUGCUCCCCACCAUCCGCAGCGCCGUCGAGAAGCAGCUGAACCUGAUCGCCCAGGGCAAGGCUAACUACCGCCAGGUGCUGGGCCACACCCUGGAUGUGUUCAAGAGGAAGUUCCACUACUUCGUUGACUCCAUUGCUGGCAUGGAUGAGUUGAUGGAGGUGUCGUUUUCGCCUCUGGCGGCCACAGGCAAGCCCCUGUCGCGCUGCGGGAAGUGCCACCGGUUCAUGAAGUACAUCCAGGCUAAGCCCAGCCGUCUGCACUGCUCCCACUGCGACGAGACCUACACACUGCCCCAGAACGGCACCAUCAAGCUCUAUAAGGAGCUCCGCUGCCCACUGGACGACUUCGAGCUGGUCCUGUGGUCAUCAGGCUCUCGGGGCAAGAGCUACCCACUGUGCCCCUACUGCUACAACCACCCACCCUUCCGAGACAUGAAAAAAGGCAUGGGCUGCAACGAGUGCACGCACCCCUCCUGCCAGCAUUCGCUGAGCCUGCUGGGCAUCGGCCAGUGCGUGGAGUGCGAGAGUGGCGUGCUGGUGCUGGACCCCACCUCGGGCCCCAAGUGGAAGGUGGCCUGCAACAAGUGCAACGUGGUGGCACACUGCUUCGAGAAUGCCCACCGCGUGCGGGUGUCUGCUGACACCUGCAACGUGUGUGAGGCCGCCUUGCUCGACGUGGACUUCAACAAGGCCAAGUCCCCGCUCCCGGGCGAUGAGACACAGCACGUGGGCUGCGUCUUCUGUGACCCUGUCUUCCAGGAGCUGGUGGAGCUGAAGCACGCGGCCUCCUGCCACCCCAUGCACCGUGGCGGGCCAGGGAGGAGGCAGGGCCGAGGGCGGGGCCGGGCCCGGCGGCCUCCCGGGAAGCCCAACCCCAGGCGGCCCAAGGACAAGAUGUCGGCCCUGGCCGCCUACUUCGUAUGACGGCCCUGUUGCCCCUCACCCAGGCUCCAGUGCGAUGCAGACGCCUCAUGACAGUUGUCCUCUAGGCCACUGAAACCAUUAAAAUGGCAUUUUCUC